AUGGUCGUUAAGCUUAUUACCUCGGACGUACACAUUCUGAAAACCAGCUUGGAAAAGCGAAUCAGACCUAACUAUGAUUUGCUCAAAGGCAUCCUCGGCUCCCAUACGGAAGUCGCCAUUGCUAUUGGAUCUCGGAGUUCCGGAGACAGGAUGUUAUGCACUCUUUAUCCGAGGUCAGUGUUGAAAGAUCCUGCGCAGUUCAACAAAACUAUUGACUUGCUAAAGAAAAUGGGCUUUGAUGUCUCUAAGACUGUCUUUACCUUGGGAGUCAAUGUUCUCUCUGCGUUGUGUAAGGCCACCUGGGACCGAAAAUUCCAGCUUUAUCGUAGCUUAGGAUGGUCCGAUGAUGAUAUCUUAACUGCAUUCAAGAAGCAUCCCUUCUGCAUGCUUUUGUCGGAUGAGAAGAUCAAGCAUAAUUUUGGUUUCUUUGCUAAGGAGCUUCAAUGGGCGCCUUCCUUUGUGGCAACACGGCCUGUUUUGCUUUUUUUCAGUUUUGAGAACACAAUUACCCCAAGAUAUAAGAUUUUCCGGAUUUUAGAAUCCAAGGGCCUGAUAAGAAGGAACGGUGGUUUCUCUACUUUCCUGUGGUUGCCUAAGAAGAAAUUCUUAAAUCAGUAUGUGAUCAAGUUUGCUGAUCAAGUUCCGGAGUUACUAGAACUUUACAAAGAUAAGUUACAAUUGUCCAGAGUUGAGGCAGAUAGUUGAGUGUCCAAUCAAAGUUGUCAGUUUUAUUCAAUGAACAUGAUUUUCAAGU
Dendrobium catenatum is the source of this 754-nucleotide messenger RNA. RefSeq lists its product as uncharacterized. Bases 1 to 705 code for a protein of 234 amino acids. Gene Ontology annotation, biological process: regulation of DNA-templated transcription; chloroplast organization. Lineage: Eukaryota; Viridiplantae; Streptophyta; Magnoliopsida; Asparagales; Orchidaceae. The transcript has 2 exons. Gene Ontology annotation, cellular component: chloroplast. Gene Ontology annotation, molecular function: double-stranded DNA binding. The record is from RefSeq and is a predicted model, not a curated record.